Lycium barbarum (goji berry) is the source of this 2193-nucleotide messenger RNA. RefSeq names its product RNA polymerase sigma factor sigF, chloroplastic. The record is from RefSeq and is a predicted model, not a curated record. Lineage: Eukaryota; Viridiplantae; Streptophyta; Magnoliopsida; Solanales; Solanaceae. The coding region runs from base 209 to 1933 and encodes 574 amino acids. Gene Ontology annotation, molecular function: DNA-binding transcription factor activity. Gene Ontology annotation, biological process: regulation of DNA-templated transcription; DNA-templated transcription initiation. The transcript is spliced from 9 exons.
GCAAACAACACACAGUUCAAACUUUUACAAAAAACCAUCACUUCCAUUCAUCUUCAAUCUUCAAAAUGAAUCAUUUUUAAUUAAAGAAAACACUCAUGGUAGCACUAAAACCCCUCUUAAUUCUUAAAAAAACUAUCUUUUUUGCACCCCACAUGCCCAAAAAAUAGUUACUAUAUAUAGUGAAGAGAAUUCUAAAUAUAGCUUAGCUAUGGAGGUUGCUGGAAGAAACUUGCUUUCUUCACCACCAACUUUUUCUCAGAAAACCCAACUUAGAAAUUGCUCUUCUUCAGUUCUAAUGCUUCAUGAGCAUGCUGCUCCUGCGCUUACUUCAGUGCCACAUGCGUAUUUGACUCGACAUGUUCCUGCAUCAGUUAUCAAUCCGGAGCAUCAGUUCGAGAAUCGGCUCCAAUUGCACCCAAUAAAAGAAGAGAAAACAUCCCUGGUGGCUCUGAUUUUCUUGCUGAAGGCAACAAUAGAUAGGAGGCUUGUGGAAGCUGCAUCUUCAGCAAUAGAAGAGAAUGACACUGUUGAUUCGGAGCAAAAUAUAAAUGAUUUGCAAUUGCGUCUACUUCGUUGGCCUGGUCUAUCAUACACAUUUCCCUCGUUUCAUCUGAAGGAGAAAGGACCGCUAUCUCUGGAUACGAAAUCUCUUCAAAGUAAAGAAGAUAAAUUAAAGAACUUUGAACCACACAACGUGGUUGCUCUUGCCAGAGAGGCUUUGUUGGCAUCACGAGAAGCAGCUUUAUUAGCAGAAGACUCCAAAUUACUUGAGACUAACUUUGAUGACUCUAAUUUUCCAAAUUUCCUGUCCACAAAUUUGAGUGAUGAUAAACUGAAAGAGCAAAGAACAGUGAGGUCAACGCGUCUUAUAGAGAGGCAGUCUAGGAAAAGGGGAGCUCCAAAGCCAACACAUCAAGUUCCGGAGAUAAAUCGUCCAGGCAGGCCGGAUGUACGGAGAAAAGUCAACGAAUCUAUUGAUCUAAAUGAUCCUCUUCGAAUGUUCCUAUGGGGUCCCGAAACUAAACAACUUUUAACCGUCAAAGAGGAGGCUGAAUUGAUUGUCAAGAUACAGAUUUCCAUGAAAUUACAUGAAGUGAAGAAUCAGCUUCAGAUUCAGUUUGCUCGUGAACCAACAUUGAUUGAGUGGGCUGAAGCUGCAGGGCUCACUUCUCGAGAAUUGCAAUCACAACUUCGUUUUGGCAAGAGUAGCCGUGAGAAAUUAAUUAAUGCCAAUUUGCGAAUGGUGGUUCAUAUUGCUAAGCAAUAUCAAGGACGUGGUCUCAGCCUUCAGGAUCUAUUGCAGGAGGGAAGCAUGGGACUUAUGAAAAGUGUCGAGAAGUUCAAGCCUCAAGCUGGUUGCCGAUUUCCCACCUAUGCGUACUGGUGGAUAAGGCAAAGUGUUAGGAAGGCCAUAUUUCAACAUUCUAGGACAAUCCGUUUGCCCGAAAAUGUGUAUGCGCUUCUCUCUAAGGUAAAAGACGCCAAAAAGUUAUGCAUUCAGCAAGGUAAUCAUCAUCCGACCAAAGAAGACAUUGCUUCAUGUGCUGGAAUUAGUGUGGAAAGGUUGCAGAGUUUGCUUUCAAGUGUUAGAACACCGCUUUCAAUGCAACAGUCAGUAUGGUCCGAUCAAGAUACUACUUUCCAGGAAAUUACUGCUGACAAUGCAGUGGAAGCACCAGAACUGAGUGUUUCAAAGCAACUUAUGAGGCGACACAUACGUGGCCUCUUAAAUGUCCUGAGUCCAAAGGAGAGGAAAAUAAUCCGACUUAGAUUUGGCAUUGGAGAUGGUAAACGGAAUUCACUCUCCGAAAUAGGCGCUGUUUUUGGACUGUCAAAGGAACGAGUUCGACAGCUAGAGAGCCGGGCACUAUACAAGCUAAAGCAGAAUCUUAGCAGCCACGGUCUCGAUGCCUAUUCCGAUUUGCUCUUUUAGAUCAGAGUCUCUUCAAUUUACAUAGCGAGAUUCGAGGUGGAGGCUUAAAAAUCAGCAGUACAUACAAGUUGUUCACAUCCUUGUAAGUAUGGGGCAAAUGUUUAGCUGCUUUUAGUUUGCUUUACAAACACUUGUGAACAUGUUAUCCCUUUUUAUUUUGUAAGUAUCAAGUUGUAAAUCUUUUCUUUCAUCACCCUGACAUUUAUCCAAAUGGAAAUUUUUCGAAAAGCUACAUAUAUAAGCUAUAAUGUUCUCUUCUA